GUCAGCGACGGUCCUCUUCCUCCUUUCUCUCUGUAUCGUUCCUUACACCUAGACAACUAGCAAGAAUGUCAUCCUAUCCUGUUCCACCUCCCUCCUACCAAGCUCCACCGAGCCCAUCCAAGAACUACGGUGCGGCAGACGAGACCCAGCAGGCUCUUCUGGGAGAGGGUGUCGCCACCACCUCCACCGCAGCGAGGAACGCGAUCUUUGACCAGCCUGCUGCUGAUGACUUGCCCGAUGAUUUCAAGUAUGGAACAACCGUGAGCGAGAGCGCUGUCGAGAUCCAGCAAGCGUUUGUUCGCAAGGUGUACUCUAUCCUGUUUGUUCAGAUUCUUGGUACUGUUAUCGUCGCCGCUGGUAUGCGCACGGAAGAUGCCAUGUUCUUCGUCAAGCAGCACCCAAGCGUCGUGAUCGUCCCACUCUUCGGUACCCUCAUCAACCUCGGCGUGCUCUUCUGGAAGCGUCAUAGCCAUCCCCUCAACCUUGUUCUGCUCGCUACCUUCACCCUUAUGGAGAGUGUCGCGAUCGGUGCUGCGGUUGCGUACUACGACCAGGUUGUCGUUAUGCAGGCGCUGUUAAUCACUCUGGGCGUCUUCCUCGGCUUGACGUUGUUUACUCUGCAGUCCAAGUACAACUUCGACAGUAUGGGUCCUUUCCUCUUUGCAGGUCUGCUCGUCCUCGUCUUCUCCGGUCUCGUCCACAUAUUCCUUCCCUUCUCCCGUGGCGUCGACCUCGCCUACGGCAUCGGCGGUGCCCUUCUCUUCAGCGGAUACAUCGUCUACGACACCCACCUGAUCAACCGCCGUCUCAGCCCUGAUGAGUACAUCUGGGGUGCCAUCGCGCUCUACCUGGACUUCAUCAAUCUCUUCCUAUCUAUCCUUAGGAUCCUGAACAACGCUAACCAUGAUUGAGGGGCGAGUUAGCUGGACGAUCCGAAAAGGCGCUUGGUUGAUCAAUUACUCAUCUUCUCUCACCUCUAUUCCGUUCCACUGUAAAGUUGUAAACUUAGCAGAUUAACCAUGAUUUUGUGUUCU
Messenger RNA from Dacryopinax primogenitus, 1034 nucleotides. RefSeq names its product glutamate binding protein. The record is from RefSeq and is a predicted model, not a curated record. The transcript is spliced from 5 exons. Gene Ontology annotation, cellular component: membrane. Lineage: Eukaryota; Fungi; Basidiomycota; Dacrymycetes; Dacrymycetales; Dacrymycetaceae. Bases 66 to 911 code for a protein of 281 amino acids.